AUGGCCACCCACCUCCCCACGCCCCCCGCCGAGCCCCUCGUCCGCGCCGCCCAGGCCACCGUCUACCUCCACACCCCCUUCCACCCCGCAUCCGAAGCCUACGCUGCCACCCGCUUCGCCCGCCUCCUCCGGCCGAGCGACGGCCCAUGGGAAGUACUCAUGCCCCAGAUCGAUGCCAUCCUACUUCGAACGGGCAACGUAACCUCCGACAUGGUCAAAGCCGCCCCCAAAUGCCGUAUCAUCUCCCGCAACGGUACCGGCGUCGACAACGUCCCUAUCCAAACCUGCCUCUCCCAAUCCAUCGCCGUCACCAACGUCCCCGGCGGCAACGCCAAAGUCGUCGCCGAGCUCGCCCUCACCCUCAUGCUCACCGUCCUCCGCCGCGUGCUCGAAGUCGACCGGCGGAUCAGGAGCGGCGAGUGCGUGCCGUCCAUCAAAGCCUUGAGCCCGGGGCUGUUUGGUAAAGUCGUAGGUCUCGUCGGCAUGGGCGAUAUCUCGUACGAAGUCGGAAAGCUCGUCCUGGCGUUCGGCUGUCAACUCGUCGUCUUCUCCCCCACUUCCCCUCCUACCCGCUGGACCUCCUCCUCCUCCGACGCGCGCUCCCAGAACCAAACGCCCCUCCCCCACACCCGCGCUUCCUCCCUCGAAGACCUCCUCCGCCAAGUCGACGUCGUCUCCCUCCACUGCCCCCUCAACGACAGCACGCGCAACUUGAUAGGAGAGAAGGAGCUCGGGUGGAUGAAGGACACGGCGGUGGUGAUCAACACCGCGCGGGGCGGGAUCGUAGAUGAGCGCGCGUUGGAGAGGGCGCUCAAGGCGAAAAAGCUGGGAGGAGCGGGGUUGGAUGUGUUUGUGGUUGAGCCGGCGUACGGAGAGUCUUUGGGCGGGUUGAGAGAGCUGGACAAUGUGGUUCUGUUGCCUCAUCUCGGCGGCAGCACAGACAGCAUCACUCUCGACGGCUGCAACACAGCUAUCGACAUCAUGGCCGAUUAUCUCGACGGCAAGGGCGCCAUCAACCGCGUCGUAUAG
Cryptococcus wingfieldii CBS 7118 is the source of this 1029-nucleotide messenger RNA. RefSeq names its product phosphoglycerate dehydrogenase. The transcript is spliced from 3 exons. Gene Ontology annotation, cellular component: cytosol. The record is from RefSeq and is a predicted model, not a curated record. NCBI's taxonomy places the organism in Eukaryota, Fungi, Basidiomycota, Tremellomycetes, Tremellales, Cryptococcaceae. Gene Ontology annotation, molecular function: glyoxylate reductase (NADPH) activity; NAD binding; hydroxypyruvate reductase [NAD(P)H] activity. The coding region runs from base 1 to 1029 and encodes 342 amino acids.